This is a messenger RNA of Pongo pygmaeus (Bornean orangutan), 5693 nucleotides long. RefSeq names its product caspase recruitment domain family member 8 (gene CARD8). The coding region runs from base 431 to 2044 and encodes 537 amino acids. Lineage: Eukaryota; Metazoa; Chordata; Mammalia; Primates; Hominidae. Gene Ontology annotation, molecular function: cysteine-type endopeptidase activator activity involved in apoptotic process. Gene Ontology annotation, cellular component: NLRP3 inflammasome complex. Gene Ontology annotation, biological process: regulation of apoptotic process; regulation of canonical NF-kappaB signal transduction. The transcript is spliced from 14 exons. The record is from RefSeq and is a predicted model, not a curated record.
AUCAUGGCGACCGGAAGUCCUGCGAGCUUACUUCCCUCAGUUCUCAGAAAGCCCGCUUCCUCUGCGAGCGUUAUUUCAAAAGAAGUUGAGAACCAGAGAAACCGACCUAAGGGUAUUCUCCCAUUUGGCCCGUCCUCCCCUAAAGUCACCACCUGCUGCUUUUCUGGAGCGCUUACCAGUGACCAAGAGGAACAGAACACAGAGCAGCCUGGCAGUGUCCAAGCAACAAGCCUCGGCCCCUCCUUCCUGCACCCUGGGGCUCCUGAAACUCACCUGGGAAGGAGGGCUUUCUGAGAUUUGAGGGAAACAAGCUCUCAGGACUUCCGGUCGCCAUGAUGGCUGUGGGCGGUAAACAGGGUUAGUGCAAGCAUCUGGGCCAUCUUCAAUGGUAAAAAAGAUACAGUAAAGACAUAAAUACCACGUUUGACAAAUGGAAAAAAAGGAGUGUCCAGAAAAGAGUAGCAGCAGUGAGAAAGAGCUGCCGAGACGGGACAGUGGAUCCAGUAGGAAUGUAGAUGCAUCCGAACUCAUAAUACUACAAGGACCACGGAAACUGUUGGUUGACAAUAGCUUACAGGAACUGCAAUACCCAAAAACUGGAAUUUUUAUUCAGGCUGAGGCCUGUGUGACAGAUGAUACGGUAUACAGGGAGCUACCCCGUGUUUCUGAGAUCCGUUAUGACAUCUCACAUUUUUUCCAAGAAGAUGAUGAGACAGAGGCAGAGCCAUUCUUGUUCCAUGCUGUUCCUGAGAGUCAACUAUGUGGGUGGGACAUUCCCAGUGUAUCAGAAGAGCAGGAAUCUUCAGAGGGACAAGAUUCAGGAGACAUUUGCUCAGAAGAGAAUCAAAUAGUUUCCUCUUAUGCUUCUAAAGUCUGUUUUGAGAUCGAACAAGAUUAUAAAAAUCGUCAGUUUCUGGGGCCUGAAGGAAAUGUGGAUGUUGAGUUGAUUGAUAAGAGCACAAACACAUACAGCGUUCGGUUCCCCACUGCUGGCUGGUAUCUGUGGCCAGCCACAGGCCUCGGCUUCCUGGUAAGGGAUGCGGUCACGUUGACGAUUGCAUUUGGUUCCUGGAGUCAGCACCUGGCCCUGGACCUGCAGCACCAUGAACAGUGGCUGGUGGGCGGCCCCUUGUUUGAUGUCACUGCAGUGCCAGAGGAGGCUGUCUCUGAAAUCCACCUCCCCCACUUCAUCUCCCUCCAAGCAGGUGAGGUGGAUGUCUCCUGGUUCCUCAUUGCCCAUUUUAAGGAUGAAGGGAUGGUCCUGGAGCAUCCAGCCCGGGUGGAGCCUUUCUAUGCCGUCCUGGGAAAGCCCAGCUUCUCUCUGAUGGGCAUCCUGCUGCGGAUCGCCAGCGGGACCUGCCUCUCCAUCCCCAUCACUUCCAACACGUUGAUCUAUUAUCACCCCCACCCCGAAGAUAUUAAGUUCCACUUGUACCUUGUCCCCAGCGACGCCUUGCUAACGAAGGCGAUAGAUGAUGAGGAAGAUCGCUUCCAUGGUGUGCGCCUGCAGACUUCGCCCCCAAUGGAACCCCUGAACUUUGGUUCCAGUUAUAUUGUGUCUAAUUCUGCUAACCUGAAAGUAAUGCCCAAGGAGUUGAAAUUGUCCUACAGGAGCCCUGGAGAAAUUCAGCACUUCUCAAAAUUCUAUGCUGGGCAGAUGAAGGAACCCAUUCAACUUGAAAUUACUGAAAAAAGACAUGGGACUUUGGUGUGGGAUACUGAGGUGAAGCCAGUGGAUCUCCAGCUUGCAGCUGCAUCAGCCCCUCCUCCUUUCUCAGGUGCAGCCUUUGUGAAGGAGAACCACCGGCAACUCCAAGUCAGGAUGGGGGACCUGAAAGGGGUGCUCGAUGAUCUCCAAGACAAUGAGGUUCUCACUGAGAAUGAGAAGGAGCUGGUGGAACAGGAAAAGACACGGCAGAGCAAGAAUGAGGCCUUGCUGAGCAUGGUGGAGAAGAAAGGGGACCUGGCUCUGGACGUGCUCUUCAGAAGCAUUAGUGAAAGGGACCCUUACCUCGUGUCCUGUCUUAGACAGCAGAAUUUGUAAGAUGAGUCAGUUAGAUAGUCUGGAAGAGAGAAUCCAGCCUUCUCAUUGGAAAUGGAUAAACAGAAAUGUGAUCAUUGAUUUCAGUGUUCAAGACAGAAGAAGACUGGGUAACAUUUAUCACACAGGCUUUCAGGACAGACUUGUAACCUGGCAUGUACCUAUUGACUGUAUCCUCAUGCAUUUACCUCAAGAAUGUCUGAAGAAGGUAGUAAUAUUCCUUUUAAAUUUUUUCCAACCAUGGCUUGAUAUAUCACUAUUUUAUCCAUUGACAUGUUUCUUGAAGACCCAGGAUAAAGGACAUCCAGAUAGGUGUGUUUAUGAAUGAUAGGGCCUGGAAAGGCAACUUUUCCUGAUUAAUGUGAAAAAUAAUUCCUAGGGACACUCCAUUUGAAGUAUCACCUUCUCAUAACUAAAAGCAGAAAAGCUAACAAAAGCUUCUUAGCUGAGGACACUCAAGGCAUACAUGAUGAUAGUCUUUUUUUUUUUUUAUAUGUUAGGACUUUAACACUUUAUCUAUGGCUACUAUUAUUAGAAUAAUGUAAAUGUAUUUGCUGAAAGAGAGCACAAAAAUGGGAGAAAAUGCAAACAUGAGCAGAAAAUAUUUUCCCACUGGUGUGUAGCCUGGUACAAGGAGUUGUUGGAUUAAAUGUUCAUGGUCAACUCCAAGGAAUACUGAGAUGAAAUGUGGUAAAUCAACUCCACAGAACCACCAAAAAGAAAAUGAGGGUAAUUCAGCUUAUUCUGAGACAGACAUUCCUGGCAAUGUACCAUAUAAAAAAUAAGCCAACUCUGACAUUUGGAUUCUACCAUAGACUCUGUCAUUUUGUAGCCAUUUCAGCUGCCUGAAAUGGCUACAAAAACAUGAUUAAUGUUUUCAUGGCACACAUAUUUCCAUCCUUUUAUGUUUAAUCUGUUUAAAACAAGUUCCUAGUAGACACCAUCUGGUUGAGUCAGUUUUUUAUGGUGUAUUUUGAACCCAUUCUGAUAGUCUCUUUUAACUGGAAAAUUUCAAUUACUUAUGUUAAUGUAAUUAUUAAUAUGUUAGGAUUUAUCCUCAGUCAGCCAGUUUGUUAUGUCUUUUUCCAUUCUACUGUUAUCACAUUUGUACCACUUAAAGUGGAAUCUAGGCACUUUAUCACCAUUUAGAUCCUAUUACCUUUUCUCAUCUAGGAUAUAGUUAUCUUCUACAUAAUCUUUCUGUAUCUUAAAACCCAUCAAUAAAUUAUUAUAUAUUUUCUACUUUUAAUCACUCAGAAGAUUUAAAAAACUCAUGAGAAGAGUAAUCUGUUAUGUUUUCCCAGAUAUUUACCAUUUCUGUUGCUCUUCCUUCAUUAUUUUCCAAAUUUCAUUCUGCAAAUUUCCACUUCGUCUGAUAGAUGUUUUUUAGUUCUUUUCGAGUGGUUCUGAUAGGUACAGAUUCUCUUAUUUUUUGCUUCCUCUGAGGACAUCUUUUUCUCACCUUCAUUCUCAGUGAUGUUUUUUGCUUGAUGUAGUAUUUUUAGUUGACAUUGUUUUCUGUUCAGCAAUUUCCUUUUAGCUUCCGUAUUUCCUGAUGAGAAAUCUGCAAUCAUUCAAAUUGUUGUUUCCCUGUAUGUAGUGUGCCAUUUUUCUGUCAGAUUUCAAGGUAUUUUUCUUUAUCUUUAGUUUUUAGCCAUUUCAUUAUGUUGGGGAUGAGUUUCCUUGUUUUAUUCCCCUUGGAAUUUGCUCCAUUUCAUAAAUAAUUUGCAGUUUUAUGUCUUUUACCAGACUCAGAGGUUUUCAGCCAUAAUUUCUAAAAAUAUUUUUUAUUAGCCUGAUUCUCAUCUUUAUAGGAAAUAGUUUCAGUGAUGACAAGUUCCAAUAGCUUAUAUGCCCAGAAGGCCUUCAAAAUAAGAAUUUUGAAAGGAUACAGAAAACAAACUUAUAUAUCCUUCUCAUGUUUUCUACUGUAAAAUUCAUAUGUUUUGCUACUCUAAACCUAGUUUGAAAUAAACAGUCUUGAGAAUAGAUGAAAAUUUUGAUGAAUAGUGGAAUUCUUUUAAAUGGAAACCUCUUACAUGUGAUUUUGCUUGCCAUCUAGAAAUAAACCAUAGUAUUUAUGUUGAAUCAAUCAAUAUUAUAUUUUUUUUCCUCCUCUUCUGAAACUCUUAUUGUGGAAAUGUUAGACUUUUAUGUUUUCCUAAAUAUCCCUGAUAUUCUACUUAUUAGGACAUCUUUUCAUUUUUUCCAUUAUUCUGAUUGGGUAAUUUUAAUUUGUCUAUUUUCAAAUUUGCUAGAGUGUUCACCUGCUGUUAUCUGUGUUGUCCCACUGAGUGCAUUCACCACCUUUUAAAUUUUGGUGACUGUAUGUAUCAGUUCUAAAAUUUCCAUUUUGUUGUUCUCUAUAUUUUAAAUUUCUUGGCUUAUAUUCUAUUUUCCUGCAAAUGUGUCAGCAUUUGCUUGUUUGAGCUUUUUUUUUUUUUUCAAGACAAGGUCUCAACUCUGUUACCCAGGCUGGAGUGCAGUGGUGCGAUUUCAGCUCACUGCAGCCUCUGCCUCCUGGUUCAAGCGAUUCUUGUGCCUCAGCCUCCUGAGUAGCUGGGAUUACAGGCAUGCACCACCACAGCCCAGCUAAUUUUUUGUAUUUUUAGUAGAGACAGAGUUUUGCUAUGUUGGCCAGUCUGGUUUUGAACUCCUGGCCUCAAGUGAUCCACCCACCUCAGCCUCCAAAAGUGCUGGGAUUACAGGCCACUACACCUGGCACAUUUGAGUUUUUUUUUUUUUUUUUUUUUUUGAGAUGGAGUCUCGCUCUGUCAUCCAGGCUGGAGUGCAGUGGUGUGAUCUCAGCUCACUGUAGCUUCUGUCUCCUGGGCUCAAGUGAUUCUCUUGCCUCAGCCUCCUGAGUAGCUAGGACUAUAGGUGCAUGCCACCAUGCCUGGCUAAUUUUUUUAAAAAAUAUUUUUAGUAGAGACAGGGUUUCACCAUGUUGGCCAGGAUGGUCUCGAUCUUCUGACCUCAUGAUCCACCCGCCUCGGCCUUCCAAAGUGCUGGGAUUACAGGCAUGAGCCACUGCGCCUGGCCUCAUUUGAGUAUUUUUAUAAUGUCUCUUUUAAAGUCUUUGUCAGAUAAUUCCACCGUACGUGUUAUUCAGUGUUUGGUGUCCACUGAGUUGUCAUUUGCCGGACAAAUGGAGAUUUUUGCAGCUCAUCCUUGUAUUCUCAGUAGUUUUGAUAUGUACCCUUGACAUAUGAAUGUUAUCUUCUGAGACUCUGUGUUUUAUUUGUAUCCAACAGAAGAUAUUUAUUAUUUAUUUAGUUUUCUGUGAACUGAGGUCUUAAUAUCAGCUCAUUUUAAAAGUCUUUGCAGUGGUAUUUGGAUCUAUCCUGUGUGUGCCUGUGAGACUGGGUGCAGUGUAUCCUGUUAGCUCCAUUCUCAGGGCGUUUGAAUGUGAAUUAGGACCAGUGCAAUGAAUGCUCAAGUUGGGGUUGGGCAUUAGAAUUCAUAAAAGUCUUUAUAUGCUCAGAUUCUGCAGCUCCAUCCUCUUCAUGAUUGUGAUAGUGAGGACAGUGGAAUUUUGCAGUUGUCUAUACCUUAUCUUGAAGUAGAACUAAAUUGUUACAUUUGAAGAAUGUACUUCAUAAAUUUACAAAAAUAAAAAAAUAGGUUAAUGUUAUUAAAACAAAAAGGCACA